AUGGAGCAGGGCGGCAAGACGGCCCACGGGUGGGCUGCCAGGGAUGCCUCCGGCCUCCUCUCCCCUUACAGCUUCUCAAGGUGGGUUCAGGGGGACGGCGACGUCACGAUCAAGGUGCUCUUCUGCGGCAUCUGCCACACUGACCUCCACGUCAUCAAGAACGAGUGGGGCAACGCCAUGUACCCCGUCGUCCCAGGAUCGAUUUCUAAUCAUCUAACGGUGUGCAUGUCAACGCAGGCAGGCAUGAGGUCGUCGGCGUCGACGGGCGUCGGCCAUGGCGUGACCAAGUUCAAGGCCCGGGACACGGUGGGCGUGGGCUACUUCGUCGACUCCUGCCGCGCCUGCGAGAGCUGCAGCACGGGGCACGAGAACUACUGCCCCCAGCUCGUGCUCACCUCCAACGGCGUGGACCACCACCACGACGGCGCGACCACCAAGGGGGGCUUCUCCGACGUGCUCGUCGUCAGCCAGGACUUCGUCGUCCGGGUCCCAGAGAGCCUGCCUCUGGACGGCGCCGCGCCGCUGCUCUGUGCCGGAGUCACGGUGUACAGCCCGAUGGUGCAGUACGCGCUCAACGACAACGAGCCGGGCAAGCACCUUGGCGUCGUCGGUCUCGGGGGCCUAGGCCACAUGGCCGUCAAGUUUGCGAAGGCGUUCGGCAUGAAGGUCACCGUCAUCGGCUCGUCGCCUGGCAAGCGCGAGGAGGCGCUCGGACGCCUUGCUGCCGACGAGUUCUUGGUCAGCCAGUAG
This is a messenger RNA of Miscanthus lutarioriparius, 750 nucleotides long. The record is from the annotation of a GenBank genome assembly. NCBI's taxonomy places the organism in Eukaryota, Viridiplantae, Streptophyta, Magnoliopsida, Poales, Poaceae.